Messenger RNA from Anopheles arabiensis, 3716 nucleotides. RefSeq names its product neurotrophin 1 (gene NT1). Bases 319 to 3273 code for a protein of 984 amino acids. Gene Ontology annotation, molecular function: Toll binding; growth factor activity. Gene Ontology annotation, cellular component: extracellular region. The record is from RefSeq and is a predicted model, not a curated record. The transcript is spliced from 6 exons. Gene Ontology annotation, biological process: innate immune response; central nervous system formation; regulation of Toll signaling pathway. NCBI's taxonomy places the organism in Eukaryota, Metazoa, Arthropoda, Insecta, Diptera, Culicidae.
UCCAACCGUACGGUCGCGUUGCGUGCGUACUUUCGUGUGCGCUUUCAUUUGCGCUUUCUGUGUGGUUGAAGCUUAGUUUCUUUUCUUGUGUCGUGACAGUGAUUGGUUGUUUUAAAACGCAUAAAGAGCACACCGCAAAAGUGAACAUAAAGUUUCGUGAACCGCUCGUUUGCGAGCAUGUGUCGGCUGCUCAAACACCUCGCGUGACCGUUCGGUGCAUCGAUAAGUGAACCAACAGCAAACAACAAUUAGACAGAACAUACAGAAACCGCAGUGCAGUGCUAGUGAAAACCACGUACGUACCACCAUCACCACAUCAUGCAAUCUCGCGUUAAGCUAACGCUGGUGGUCGUUGUCCUUUGGGCAAGUGUACUGCUCCAUCAUAGCCGUGCCGCACACGCGUCCACCGACUCCGGCCUGCCCGACUUCGAGCUGGACGAUGGCAAGGACGAGGCGGACGACGAGUACUACUACGUGAACGACGGGACCGAUCAGCAGAUGCAACCGUCGCACAAAAUCAUCAGCUACGCUAAACCACCACCGCCACCACCGUCUGCGCCGGACGCCGGCCAGCUGGAUGCGAGCGAACCGUUCCUGAUGGAGGACGACGAUACGAGCUUCGAGGUGAUGGACGAUGUCGACUUUGUCGAGCAGGGUCCGGCCAUGGACUUCCAGCGGAAGGCGGAGCGGAUGAAGCGCAUCAUGCUGAAAGCGUUCGCCAACCGGGAGUUUCAGCGGAAGUUUGGCGAGGUGCUGCCGCUGCUGAAGGUGAUGUCCAAGACGCAAAAGUCGACACUGGCUGCGCUGAUAACGGCGCAGGUCAACUCGCGCGACGGCCACACACUGUCGCUGGAGCAGGUCAAAUCGAUGUUCGGUAACCGGCCGGAGCUGAUUCUACCGCUCGUCUACGACAUUGCCAACAUGAUCCGCACGGUGGCAAAGAAGGAGAGCCUGCUGCACGAUCAGCAAGAGCAGCUGGACCAGGCCGAUAAGGCACUGGUGGAGGAUGAAGGUGUCCUGUCCAAUCAUCUGCUUCGCCGUAGCUUCAGCAUUCGCUCCGAGCCACAUGGGUUUCGGAUGAAUGAUGCUGCACCGCCCGCCGCCGACCUGAAGGAUGGACGGUUGAUGGUUGACGAUCAGGAUACGGCUGAAGUUAAGAUCAUCUCCACAGAAUCGACAGCCAACAACGCCACCCAGGAAGAGACAGUCGGCCGUUCAGCCCGUAGUGAACCACAGCCCUUCUUCGAGAAGCUCGUCCAAGCACUGCCCCGCUUCAACGUACAGCAAACGCACGACAAACGUUCAGACGAUCGUAUGACGUACCACGAGCGUAAGCUCAACAUGACCGCGUUCAACGCAACCGGCAGCCAGCGGGAUCAGCUCGCGAUGGCAUCGGACGGUCCAAUCCCAGUCACCCUGCCCAAAGUGUCACCCAAACAGUCGCGCCCAGUGUCCUCGAAUGCGGUCAGCGUACUACCUGCCACUACGGCCCGCCCGGAAGCAGCGCCCACCAGCGUCACCGAGGAGCAUAAACUAACGCUGGAGGAAAUCGAAGAUCUAGCCUUCGCCGGGCUGAACGGAACGGAAGUGGAUGCGUACGGUGGUGCGGCAUCCACCCUGCCCGGCAAUGGCACAUCGGCUGACGGUGGUGGCCCAGUGGCGGAGAAGCUGAUCGGUGGCCGGCAGCGACCGCCGGCACUGCACACGCUGCAGCCGAGUGAAAAGUGUGAGCACUUCUCGGGCGGUGUUUGCAUCCGGGUCGCCAACUAUCCCACCUCCGAGAUCUUGUACAGCAUCACGCGUCAUCGGCACGCCAUCGGGGCCCUGCUGGCCGAGUACAUUGACAAGGCGAACGCCCAGGACCGCACCGUGUACGAGCCGGACGAGAUAGCGCAGGGCAUCAACACCAAGCUGAGAAAGCGAGAAGAUGACCCAUCCAAGUCCGGUGGCAGCAUGUGCCCCAGCAUCAUCCGGUACGCCCGACCGCAGAAGGCCCGCUCGGCAACUGGGGAGUGGAAGUACAUCGUCAACACGGGCGAACACACGCAGACGCUGCGGUUGGAGAAGUGCAGCACACCACAAGACUCGUGCACCUACCUGACGGACAACUUCCGGUCGCGGUGCGUGCAGAUCUACAACUACCAUCGCCUGCUCAGCUGGGACGCCGCCCGGGGACUGCACGUGGACAUCUUCAAAGUGCCGACCUGCUGCUCCUGCCACAUCGACGGCUACCGGGAAACGUUCCCACCGCUCACCAGCUACAACAGCGACUUCAAGUCGAAGAUCCACGAGGACCCGAGCGAGUCCGCCUCGACCCUGAUCCGCAACACGCACAGCAACCACCACCAGCAGCACCAACACCACAACCACUACUCGACGCUCCAGUUCGAUCAGGUCGACGAGGAGGAGCCGGAAGAUAACAUCGCCUACCAGUUCUCGAACGGGUUCCAGCGCAUCAAGCCACCAAAGUACGAGGGUGCGCUACAUCUCCCUGCGGUGCCUCCACCGCAGCCACCACCACCCCAAGGACCGGUUGGGGCUGGGUUGGGCAAAACUCGCUUCGAACGGCCCCCGAAACAUCCGGCCAUCUCCAAACCGAAGCAUCCACACUUUAUCGCACCACCAACGCUGGACACUUACCUGAGCCCACCGCCGAACGAUCUGGCGUACGGCAUCCCGUUCAAGCGCGGUCCUCACUACACGAACGAGAAUACGCUCAAGCGGGCGGGAAACGUCGCCGGACCUAAUCGGCGACCGUUGCGCAAGACGGCCACCGUACAGCAUCACGCCGACCAGAGCAUUGCCGAGACGGACUCGCGCCUCAACCAGGUCGUCGUACUGCCACCGGGCAAGAUGGACCUACUACCCCAAACGCAAGCGCAAAAUAUCAUCGAAAAACAUCGCCGCCGACAGCAAACUACUGUCCAGCCGCCGCUUACUACGUUGCAGCAGCAGCAGCAGCAGCAGCAACAGCAGCAGACCCACAUAUUCCGUAUAUCACAACCUUCGACACCUUCGAUGGCCGUUAAUCCGACGGUUCCGCUGUCCACCCAGCCGCAGCCACCGAGCACGGCCGGUACGAGCACGACCACGGUCACGUCGACCAAUGGGCACCAGCGCAUCAACUACAACUACCAUCCGAUCAUCGAUUUCUUCGAGGAGGAGGAAGUCCCCGAUGUGACGCAGGAGCAGAUCGAUCGGAUUGGGCUGAACAGUCACUCGUCGCUAAACAGCUGGAAACCGGUCAUUACCGGUCGGCCACGGUUUCACUGACCAUCACACACACACACCAUGGGGAGCAUAAUACUCACACGAUUUCAUGCCCGAAACCCUUUUAGAGAGCUAGCUAAUUUAUAACAACGACAACAAAACAAACAACCCUACCGCGUUUAAGUGUUAAGUGUUAAGUGCAGCUAUUAAUUGUAGGAAAAAGUUCACUCCGGAGAAAAUCCAGAUCACGCUUUUGUAUGUUUUUUUUCGUCGCUUUUGACCCGAACGAGGAAGAGUGGAGGAUAAUGAGCAGAGCUGACAAAGCGACGCGCUACCUUGCCAAGCGCAUUUUCGGUAUCGAAAUGUAGACAAAUGUAUUCGUACCAGUGAAUGGGACAAUGAUACAUCUUUCUUUCGGUGAAAGAUGCAGAUUUAGAUGGGGAAAUUGCGUUACUUUUGACCAAAUUUGGAAGCAAAUAAAGGUAUCGCUGUGAUUAUGAGAAAAA